Molecule: messenger RNA, 4269 nt
Organism: Galendromus occidentalis (western predatory mite)
Lineage: Eukaryota; Metazoa; Arthropoda; Arachnida; Mesostigmata; Phytoseiidae
Exons: 5
Coding region: 1-4269 (1422 amino acids)
Source: RefSeq, a predicted model, not a curated record
AUGGAAACGACGCAGAUGGCUCGAAGAGUUAUCCGAUGCCUACGGACCAAAAAGCGCAACAGCGUCGCGGAAAUUCUGGCCAGCGCGAACAUCAGCGAAUCAAAGACCUCGCUGCCGCCAGGAGUAGAUCCCGAAUAUCUCCUCGCUCUUAUCAGACCGAUGAUCGCCAUCAUCCGCCACUACGACACCGAGCUCAUCACACACCCCGACCUCUCAGAGGAAGACAUUGACGCCGAGGUGGAAUCUAGCGAAAAUUUCCACGACGAAUUGGCUCGAGUGGUCGCGAGGCUGACGGUCGCGAAAAACAAGGCCGCCGUCUCAACAUCCGUGUCUGAGAUGUUCCGAUCCGCCCGCGAGUCGACAGUCCCGCAGGCCUCGACUCCAGCUCGGAGCACACUUGCCGGCCUACUCGACGCCGAGCGCGACAGUCUGCUCGCGGAGCUUCGUAAGCUGAGUCGAGUGAAUGAUCCAUUCGAUGUCAGUGGUCUCCGAAAAUUGUCGACCACAGUCCAGCGUAAUGUCAAGGUGCUGGCAACCAUGGGCAUUCAACUCAUGUCUCUCGCGCCCUCGCUCAAGUCAUCUCUCGAGGCCGCUCUCCCCGUUCAGCUUCGACGAGAAUUCAGGGAGAAACAGUGCGCCAAGCGGCAGUUGGAAGAACAACUGAAAAUUCUCUCCCCCGCGUCAAAUCGAACCACAGACAACGAUGAGCAGCCGCUGGAAAAUUUGUCAACAAAAACACCGGACAUCUAUUCAGAAGAAGUCCUACAGAUGAUCGAGUUUCUCAAGGUCCGUGUGGCUGAUUUGGAAGAUUCGAGGACUUUGGAAAGCGCCCUCGGCCCGGCGAAGGCAAGCGCCGACCAACGUUCCCGAGACAGUGCGCGAACGCGAAAUAGGACUCCUGAGCAUUCGCGACAAACGGUGGCCGCUGCGGCGGUCAAGAACCGUCGGCCGAAAUUCCAGCCACGACCGUGUUUGUUCUGUAUGACGCCUGACCAUAACUCCUCGAAACGUAAGGCUGACAUCCCUGUCGAACAGCGUCGCGAGAUACUCCGUCAAAAGGGCCGAUGCGUGCGAUGCUUCCGCGCAGCUCCCGCACUCGCGAGCGAAUGCCAAGGGAAUCGCAACCCUUGCGGCAUUUGCGGAUCGAAACUUCACUACAGCUCUAUGCACGAACCCGACGACAAACGAGGCGAGUGUGCGACCGGGGCAAGUCCCACCAACGACACAUUGCUGAUGACGAUUGAGGUUUUCAUUGUCAACGGUGGUUCGAGAAUACCCGUGCGUCUGUUCCUCGACAGCGGCAGCAGUCUCACGUUCAUCAGACCGGCCGUUCGCCAACUAUUGAGAGAGUCUCCCGUGCAGCGCGCGAGACUGAACAUUCAGGCGUUCAAGGAUCCCCACACUUUCGACGCACAGCGCUUCAGCAUCAGAAUCGGAUUUCUGGAGCUGCAAGCUCCCCGGCGUGUCACUCAAGACCUCUUGGCGUUCCGAACGCACGCCGGCUGGGCUAUCCAGGGUCCGACACCGGACGCAGCGUCUCCCCGUGUCGCGGCCAUAGCUGAUGUAUGCUGCUCUGCUGCUCUUGCUGAGCCCGCUGGCGAUCUCGAGCGACUAUGGACCAUCGACGCGAUCGGGAUCGACGACGGGGCUUCGACCACGUUCUCGGCCGGCGAACAGGCUGCACUCAACCAGCUGGCCGAGGGCAUCACCUACGACGGAACCCGAUAUACCGUGCCUUUCCCGAAAACCGCUGACCUUUCCGAACUCCCGAAUAACAAGUCGAUCGCGCUUCAACGAGCGGAGAGGAAGAUCGGUCUCCUGCAGCAGCGUCCGGAAAGCUACCAGCGUUAUGAUGACGAGAUCAUGAAACUCGUUCACAGCGGUUACGCUUCCGAGGUGACCGGUGUCCUUGAAGGGGUUGUGAGCGAAAUCGACGGCUCUUAUUUCAUACCUCAUCACUCGAAAUCCGUAGCCGAGCAUUUGGCUUGUCACGGGAUCGAGUCGCCAACACUCAACUUGGACGAGGGAAAGACCUUGAAGGUCCUCGGAGUCUCUUGGAACCCCAGCCAAGACUGCUUCCAAUUCUGCAUCCGAGAUCUGGCUCAGUUGGCCGAAUCUCAGAAGAGUCUGACCAAACGCCUUGUUCUUCGUUUGGUUGCUUCUGUUUUCGACCCGCUGGAAUGGCUCGCUCCGUUCAUCCUUCGGGGUAAGCUCACCGUACAGCAGAUGUGGACUUGGGAGAUGCAGUGGGAUGAGGAGAUCACUGGCGAGCUCAUGGUAGAGUUCGCUCAGUGGGUGUCCGAGUUCCAGGCGUUCCAGGAGUUCCGUUUCCCGAGACAGUACGCGCCAUCUAAUCAAAGGACAGUCGCUCACCGGCUCCACAUUUUCUGCGACGCGUCAACCCGAUCCUACGCCUGUGCAGCAUAUCUUCAGACGUUACUGGAGAACGGCUCGUCGGAUUUCUCGCUGAUCAUGUCCAAGUCAAGGCUAGCUCCGAAAAUACGCCUAACUCUGCCGCGUCUGGAGCUACUCGCUGCUUUGAUAGGCACCCGCUUAAAGACCUUCCUGGUGGAAAACAUGGCUCUCGGCUUCGAAAGGAUUUCUUUCUACACCGACUCGUCGAUAGCGUCUUUUUGGGCUUUGAGUCGCUCGAGCGUCGAUCAAUGGUUCUUCAUUUCCGGUGACAAGAAUAUCGCAGACUUGGCCACCCGAGGAAUCCCGGCCAAGAUUCAGACAGCGAGCGAGGAAUGGUGGUUCGGUCCUUCGUGGUUGAGGGAAAAUCCUGAGCGUCAGCCCGCCUCGCAGCCUCGUCUCAAGCUCAGCAAACUGGACGCCGUGCAGGUGGAGACCCGCAACACCGUAGCAUUCGACGACGUGUUUCGUCCCCUCAUCGACCUCGAGCGCUUCAGCACUGCCGCUCGUGCCAUCCGCGUCAUGAGUUACAUCCUGAAAUUCAUCGAUAUCAGCCGAAAGCGUCAGAUUCCCACCGUCGCCGAGUUGGCGUCCAAAGCAGAGACUGUCCUCAUUCGAACGGUACAGCAACAACAUUUGUUUGAGGAGCUCUGCGCGGUGCGAUCCGGAGACCGUGUGCCAAGCACGUCGAAGCUUGCCGCGUUCAGGCUGUUCAUAGACACGCACGGAGUUCUGAGAGCACGCACUCGGCUCGACCGGGGGUCGGCUUUCACAUACGAUGAGAAGAACCCGAUCUUUAUCCCUGGAUGUUCAAGAUUCGCAACGCUUCUCAUACUAGACACCCAUCGCAUCAAUGCUCACUUCGGAGUCAACACGGUGCUGAGUUUCCUACGUCGCCGCUUUUGGAUUGUCCGCGGCAGACAGAUCAUCAAGGCAUUACUCGCGAAGUGCGUCACUUGCCGCCGAAAACAUAGCCGUCCUUCCUCGCAGGUGGAGGCACCGUCGCCAGAUGAGCGAGCGGAGUUUGUCGCACCUUUCGCUGCCGGCAGCCUGGAUUCCUGUGGGCCUCUCUUCGGUCGCAUCAAAAAGGAAACCGAAAAGAUGUAUAUCGCGCUUUUCACUUGCUCCGCUACCCGCGCGGUGCAUUUGGAAGUCGUACCUUCGAUGAGCGCCAUUCAGACCCAUCUCGCCUUGCGACGCUUCCUUGCCUCGUACCCGUCCUGCCGCCUUCUAGUUAGUGAUAACGCCCGAUCGUUUACGAAGGCGGCAACAGACAUCAAGCGAGUCUUCAAUACCGUGAAGAACCCCGAAGUCCGCGAGCUUCUCGCCGGUCGUAAAAUCGAAUGGAAAUUCAUAUGUCCCAGAGCUCCGUGGCAGGGCGGUAUGUAUGAGAGACUUGUCGGCACGGUCGCGUCGACCAAGACAUUGGGACGAAGCUUCGUGAGUUACGAAGAAUUCCGCACCAUCGUUGCGGAGAUGACGGCAAUUGUCAACGCAAGGCCGAUCUCUCAUGUCUCUUCAGAUGUCGAUGAGCCCCUGCCGCUGACACCAGCCCAGUUCCUCAGAGGAGGACCUCAAUGCGCCCCUCUCGCGCAGAUCCUGCCACUCGACCGACUUGGGCCAGACGGAGCACUCCCGGGAGAUGAACUUCGACGCCAACUCGUCAAACGAACGGCUUACCUCGAAAGCCUAGCCGCGAGGUGGCAUCGCGAAUACCUGCUCCAGCUCCGUUCAGCGAAUUGUCCUCGCGGUUCGGAACAGGAACCCUACGCAGUCGGCGAAGUUUGCCUUCUGCGCGAGGAGAAUGUUCCUCGUAUACGGUGGAGCCUGGUGAGGAUCGAAGAUACGCACAUGUGA